AUGCUAAACGCAGCAGUGUUUUCUACAGCAGACGAGCAGCUAAUAAGAGGAAAUUAUGUUGAAGCUGAGGACAGCUACGCCAAGCUUCUACGGGAUGCAGUACAAGAGAAAAACCUUCCCCUUUGGGCUGACUGUUUGCAAAGUUUGGGAGACGUCUACAUGGAGAAGGCACAAGACAAACAGUUUCAAAUACGCGAGCGGGUUAACGACCUCACAAAGGCGGUUGCACUGUACAACGCCGCUGUGGCCAUGGUUCGUCAAGCAGACGAAACAGACCGCAUACAAGUUCUGAGUCACAGAAUACAACGUGUGGAAAAGGUAUUCCUAAAAUGUGUAGGGUCAAAGGCAACAACAAGACCAUCAUCGAAACUGCAACAGCACAACAAGUCGCAGUUGAAAUGGAUGCGGGAAACUGCUUUCCAGCGGCUAAUGGAAUGCGAACGGGAUUGCUGUAACUUUGAUGAGAAUCCAAUGGAGAAUGCAGAUGUGAUGACAAAAGAGUACAAGUGGGCUUUAAAGGUGCAUCAACUUUACAAAGAAAUUGCUGACAACAUUAAGGAAUUCAUACGUGGUCUUGUGAACGAGUGCAUAGAGGCUUUGGGACAACCCCCUUGUGAAUAUGCGGUUAUUGGUCUAGGCUCUCUAGCUCGGGAAGAAACAACACCUUUCUCUGAUUUCGAAUUCGCCAUUCUUGUUGAAGAAGGUAAGGAUACGGCACGGGUGAAAGGUUACUUCCGUAACUUGACCAACUUGCUGCAUAUAAAGGUCAUCAACCUUGGCGAGACCAUCCUCCCGGCCAUGUCCAUCAGGAGUUUGAAUGAUCGCGUGUCCGGAGAUGUGGAACGUGAUUGGUACUACGACUCAGUGACUCCCAGAGGGUUUGCCUUUGACGGUGCCAUGCCGUGGGCCAGCAAGACUCCCUUGGGGCGGGCGGCCACGAAGGACAAGCCAGCGCUAGAGCUGAUUCUCACGCCGUCACAGAUGGCAGCAAUACAGGAGGAAGACCGCGCCGUCAAAGAGGGCUACCAUCUUGCGGACGUACUUGCAAAGGUGACACACGUUGUAGGAAGUCUUGCCUUAGUGGAGGAGUAUCAAAAGAUGGUAAGGGAUACAAUACUCUCUUCAAUCUACGGUAAGAACUUGCACCUGACAACUGUAGAAGAAGGUGCAUCAACAUCCAGUAAAGACGUGGAAGUAGAACAGAAUAGGCAUUGGAAAGCACUAAUGUCAGGUCUAAAAAUGACAACACAGGAAGGGAUCUAUUUGGGACUACUAAAAGUCGGCCACUCUUACGAAGUAAAGAAAGAGAUCUAUCGUUUUCCCACCACCAUUAUUAGCACUUUGGGGAUUUGUUGCGGCGCAUUUGAAAACUCCUCGUGGGACAUCGUGGGAGGGCUUAGACGUAAUGACGUCAUUACCGAAUCUGCGGCUCACAACUUGAAGAUAGCCGUGUGCCUCGCUUUGGCCCUGCGCUUGCGCAGAUACAUGGCUUCGGGGGCGCAGCGGGACGCCAUGACAGUGACUCACAGCUUUGUGUUGCUUGCUGAUGUCGAUUUGGACACCAGUGAUUUGCUAUCAACUUUCAACCUCGAAAACACAAACACCCUCGCACGAUUCUAUCACACGGCUCUCCCUUUACAAAUUGUUCUCAGCAAAGUCCGGAAAUCAGGCGAUCCAAAUGUCAUGAAAUCAAACCUUAUAGAACUUUUGGAAGACCAGAGCCUUUACGACGACACAAAUCUUACAAGAGGGUUGAUACAUCUUCGCUUCGGGCAAUACGAAGAGGCCGAGGCGGCACUUCGUCAGGCGGUCGAAGACGAGGACCACGCCGAUGACGUGGCCGUACACAGUUACGUGCUGUCCCUGCGAUACCAGGAC
Messenger RNA from Branchiostoma floridae (Florida lancelet), 1878 nucleotides. RefSeq lists its product as uncharacterized. Lineage: Eukaryota; Metazoa; Chordata; Leptocardii; Amphioxiformes; Branchiostomatidae. The record is from RefSeq and is a predicted model, not a curated record. The transcript is spliced from 2 exons. The annotation marks the transcript as partial. Gene Ontology annotation, molecular function: protein binding; [protein-PII] uridylyltransferase activity.